Molecule: messenger RNA, 1527 nt
Organism: Colletotrichum abscissum
Lineage: Eukaryota; Fungi; Ascomycota; Sordariomycetes; Glomerellales; Glomerellaceae
Exons: 2
Coding region: 1-1527 (508 amino acids)
Source: RefSeq, a predicted model, not a curated record
AUGAGAAUCCCGCCUGUAGAAGUCAUUCUCAGUUGGCCGACCCCGAACUUCGUCAAUCCAGUAACGAGAGGCCCGGCCAACGAGAUCGUUGCCAUCAUCCUACUGGCCAUCGCCACUGUCAUCCUCUCCAUCCGGAUCUAUACACGACGAUGUAUCACUAAUGGGUUCGGCUGGGACGACAUUCUCGUCGUGCUGGCCUUUAUUCCAGCCACGGGCUUCGUGGUGCUUGGAGUCAUAGCUACGAACAGCUAUGGCUGGGGGCGGCAUGUCUGGGAUGUGCCUACCGAAACUAUUACGGGAUCACUUCAAAUCGGCCUCGCCAGCCAGAUCCUGUUCGACUUGGCAACAAGCUUCACCAAGUUAUCCAUGUUGGCUCUGAUGUACAGAAUCGCGUGUGCAGCAUCGAAUAAGUUGAGAGUGCUCGUAGUAGCACUACAGGUGCUAAUCUCCGUCAACUGCAUCGUCUUUAUGUUGGUAGCUAUGUUGCAGUGCCGGCCUCUCAAGCUCUAUUGGACUCUCUCGUUGGAGCCGCAGAACUGCAUCAACGAAUCCACCCAUCUUCUCGUUGCCGGAACCAUCAAUACCGUCACGGACUUCCUGGUGGUUCUCUUACCCCUCGCCCUCGUACGUAUUGUAUACGCCGACAAGCUCACCUCAAGACAACUUACCAUUGUCAACCUCUUAUUUGGUGCCGGAUUCCUCGCAUGCUUUGCCGGUGUUGCUCGCACAUACUUCACCUGGAUCAUGACUACGGAGCCCGACGCCACAUGGAACGCCUGGAUCAACUGGCUUGUAUCUUGCCUUGAGCUAUUUCUCGGCAUCAUUUGCACCAGUAUUCCCUCUACAAAGCCAUUCUUCAACAAAUACCUUCCCAAGUUCCUCGGCACCAACGCACGCAAAACUCGCGCGACAACGGAGCCAGUACCUACCGACAAGGCCACCACCGGUUCGGCAAGAACCAGCCAGAUGUCAAACGAGCCUACAGUGAAGGAGCUCGACGUAAUUCCCUCAAAGUCCCCUGCAACCAAAAGGUUUAGUGAAGGGACGCUCAACAAGCCGUUACCGGCAGUGAUGAAGAAUCAAUCAGUCUACACUAUCAACAUCCAACUGGACGAAGCCAGUCUAGGCCCCGCGGAUAGGUCUCCCGACAGGAGAAGGGCUCCGAGGGGUCGAACGACGGAAAAGUCGGAAAUGGCCCGGCGCCAAGCCGUCAAUAAUUUCAGCCGUCCAAAGAUUCAACACAUGAGGAGCAACUCAGAGCCCUCAAGUCAGCACCGGCCCAGCUUCAGUGCUGAAGACGGCCGGCCUGACAGCCACCUUACCAAUGCGUCGGGCGAAAGCAGUCGUCAUAGUCAGAUCCUUUACGAAGUUGACGACGUUGUCUAUCGUGAGAGCAUCCGCCAGAGCAUCGACGACCUGGAGGCAGGGAUUCGCUAUGGCACAUACGACCGCAGCAGUUACACCGCCGUACCCGCGCCUCUGCGGAAACACGCGAAAUCGGGAUCUGUCGGUACAUUCGGGGGCUAA